Candidula unifasciata is the source of this 272-nucleotide messenger RNA. The record is from the annotation of a GenBank genome assembly. Lineage: Eukaryota; Metazoa; Mollusca; Gastropoda; Stylommatophora; Geomitridae.
AGGAGCGAAUAAAAAAACAUUUCUUAUAGCUGUUAAUAGCUACAUAUCUAAGGAAGCACUUUAUCGCAGAGGGGCAGCAGAAUUUAUUUAUGCAGGCAUGCAGAAAAUGAAGAUGUUUGGAGUUGAAAAAGAUUUGGUGGCAUACAAAGCUCUUAUUCAGGUCUUUCCAGAAGGUAAAAUGAUCCCGCGUAAUGUUUGGCAAGUUGAAUUUAUGCACUAUCCUCGACAGCAGCAAUGUGGUAUUGACCUUCUUGAACAGAUGGAGCACAAUG